This is a messenger RNA of Cyprinodon tularosa, 4968 nucleotides long. RefSeq lists its product as uncharacterized. Gene Ontology annotation, biological process: proteolysis; DNA integration. NCBI's taxonomy places the organism in Eukaryota, Metazoa, Chordata, Actinopteri, Cyprinodontiformes, Cyprinodontidae. Bases 36 to 4562 code for a protein of 1508 amino acids. The record is from RefSeq and is a predicted model, not a curated record. The transcript is spliced from 2 exons. Gene Ontology annotation, molecular function: RNA-DNA hybrid ribonuclease activity; aspartic-type endopeptidase activity; nucleic acid binding.
UUGAUGUCACUAUAUAUGACAGGCAUCAUCGUUUCAUGAUUGAUACAGGAGCGGCCUACUCCUGUAUAGGAAAAAGUGGAAUUGGCCUGCCUCUCUCAGCAUCAAAGAUUCGAACAGUAGGUUUCUCUGGGAAAACCCAAAUAAUACCCAUGACUGAGCCAGUUCCCAUGAUUAUAGGUGAAAAGACUGUGUAUGCACCACUACUUUACUCAGAAGAUACGCCCAUAAAUCUGCUGGGUAGAGAUGUGCUAUGCCAGCUCAACGCAGAAAUUAAAUGUACCCCUAAUGGAAUUACCUUUGAAGCAACAGACAAGAAGGAAGCCUACAUGAUGCCACUAAGCCUGCAACAGACCCCCCAGACAAUUAACCAUGAUCUAGAAGACCAAGUGUUCUGGCUGAAACUCACCUCACCAACCUCCUUCCUCCAACUGGAGUGGGAAAAAUGGAGGCCCCUUGUAAUGAAUCACUAUGAGGAGUCUAAAGAACCCUUCCUCCCUCUCCAUUGCACCAUGUUUUAUGACAAAGGACAGACACACGAAGACUAUGAGAAAAGUUGGGAUGAAGAAAUUAACAACAAAACAACUGUCAUCCAAUACGCUGACAUAAUAGUUGGACCACAAGGAGCUGCAGCUGUUGUCACAUUUCCUGAUAAAGAAGUAGCAGAAUGGUUCCAGGUACCCAACUCAGCACCACAUGUCACAUUAUUGAUUGCAGACAAAUAUGAGUCACAUGACCUGGGACCCAUGGUCCAAGAAGCCAAGCAGGUCACUGAAUGGAUUGCUACAGCAUGGAACUGCAUUAGCAUGUCAAAAGAUGGACUGUUUUUCAAAAUCUCAUGUACACAAGCUGAUGAAGUAAUAGCAGAACACAUUAAAGUUCCUGGGAAAAGACAGAUGGCAGUGGCUGCAGAACAUGAAUCAUUAUUAGAUCAGGUUCCAGAGCAGGUAUGGUCCAAAAGCAAAACAGAUGUAGGGUUAGUAAAAUCAGCAGACCCCAUCAAAUUUACCAUCAAAUCAAACGUGAAAUUACCCUUUCAAAAACAGUACCCCCUUAAACAAGAGGCAGUAGAAGGGAUACAACCUAUUAUUACAGGAUUAGAAAUAGCAGGAGUCCUUAAACAAACGACAAGCCCCUGUAACACCCCAAUUUUUCCUAUCAGAAAGCCCAACAGUAAUGACUACAGAUUAGUGCAUGACUUGAGAUUGAUUAAUGCUAUUGUAGCGGAAGAAAUACCAGUAGUACCAGACCCACACACACUACUGAGUAACAUACCCCCAGGUACAAAAUGGUUCACCGUGAUAGAUCUGUGUUCAGCAUUUUUCAGUGUACCGGUCCAUCCAGAUUCCCAGUAUUUAUUUGCAUUCACGUACAAAGGCCAACAAUAUACUUAUUCGCGAUUACCACAGGGCUUUGUACACUCACCAUCAAUUUUCAAUCGUGUACUGGCAAAUGACUUAAAUCACCUUGACAUACCAUCCACAAUGUUGAUGUAUGUUGAUGACAUUCUGAUUUGUUCUGCUUCUAAAGAGCAGUGUGAAAGAGACUCCAUUACAGUGUUGACUGCGUUGGCAGAAGGAGGACACAAAGUGAGUAAACAAAAAUUGCAAUUCUGCCAGCAAACAGUGGAGUACCUUGGCAGGCAACUCAGUGGGGACAAAAGGUGUAUUGCACCGUCCCAACUGGAAGCCAUAAUACAAAUGCCCAGACCUCGGACUGUUGGUCACAUGUUGUCUUUCCUUGGCAUGGCAGGUUACAGCAGACCAUGGGUGUGUGAUUAUGCCAUCAAAACGGCUCCACUGAGAGCACUAAUUAAAGCUGCGGGACAAGGACACCAAUCUGCUCAAUUACAGUGGACAGAUGAAGCAGAAGGUGCGUUCCAGCUGCUGAAACAGGAUCUCCAAACUGCUCCUGCUCUUGCCAAUCCAGAUUAUGGCAAACCAUUCCAUCUCUAUGUGGCUGAGCGACAAGGGUAUGCAUGUGCGGUAUUGAUGCAAGACACCCCGACAGGUAAACAACCAAUUUCCUAUUACAGCACAAAAUUAGAUGGUGUCGAAGAAGGUUUGCCUCCCUGCUACCAGGGUUUGGCAGCAGCAGCCUUCGCAUACAAAAAGGCCUCAGUUAUUACUAUGGGCCACCCUGUAAUUUUGUAUACAUCACAUCAAUUACAUGCACUGCUUACCAGCCCACGCUUUGUGAUUACACAAGCUCGUCGAACAGGUUACGAAGUUCUGCUUUCAGGACCUGACUUAACAAUACAACGCUGUACCACGAUUAAUCCAGCCACAAGAAUGGUACUGCCCACAGAAGGUGAGCCCCAUGAUUGUCUCAAGGAGACGGACACCUUCAUGAAAGUAAGGGAGGACUUAUACAAUCAUCCAAUCCCAUCUGAUCUGACGCUGUUUGUGGACAGCUCCUGCAUCAGAGGUGAGACUGGGAACAGAGCUGGAUAUGGAAUAGUCCAACUCAACCCUAAUGGGACCUUUACCAAAGUACAAUCAGUGAGCUUAGAUCAACCUUGCUCUGCUCAGUUAGCAGAAAUAAAGGCAUUAACAGCUGCAUGUAAACUAGCUACUGGUAAAAAGGUGACAAUCUAUACUGACAGUGCCUAUGGAUACGGGGUUUGCCAUAUUAAUGCUAGCAUCUGGAAACAACGAGGGUUUGUUAAAACAGAUGGCACCCCAGUAACACAUGGGCAAGCAGUUGUAGAAUUAAUAAAAGCUAUGCAACUGCCAUCUGCCUUAGCUAUCGUAAAAUGUGCAGCUCAUCAGACGGCAAAGACACCCAUUGCCAUAGGAAACAACUUGGCGGAUGAAGCGGCCAAAGAAGCCACAGGACCUGCAAUGCAGGGACCAAUGGUUCACAUAGCUGAAUGUAAACCUAUUGCGAACUUAGCUUCGUUAAUACAAGCCCAAAACAGAGUCUCUGAAGCGGAAAAACGUCUGUGGGUGCAAAGGGGGGCGGCACGACUAUCACAUCCCCAUGAUGGUUUGUGGAGGAGUUGUCGAGGGCAUUUUGUUCUACCUUUGUCUCUGUUACCCACCGCGAUUAAAAUAAUGCAUGGACCUGAUCAUUGUUCACGAGCCCAAGUUAUUCAGAAGCUACAGGCAGUCUGGUGGUCACCUUAUAUGACACCUAUGGUAGACAGAGAGCUGGCCUUAUGCCCGCAUUGUCCUAAAUAUAAUGUGCGUAAGAUGUUCACACAACCCCUAGCACAUAUCCCCAUGCCGGACGGUCCGUUUCGUCAUCUGAUGAUGGACUACGUUGACAUGAUCACUCGUGUUCAGGGAAAGAGGUAUAUGUUGGUGGUUGUUUGUCGGUUUAGCAGGUGGGUGGAAGCAUGCCCCACUGCUAAAAAUGACCACAGAGCAGCGGCACGGUUUUUGUGUAAAGAAGUUUUUCCUAGAUUUGGCAUGCCUGACACCAUAUCAUCUGAUAACGGACCUCAUUUUGUUUCACAUGUGAUUCGGCAGAUGUUUACACUGUUGUGUAUAAAACAAAAGUUUGGUUGUGUGUAUCAUCCCCAGUCACAGGGCUCUGUGGAACGAGCUAAUGGCAUACUGAAAACCAAGAUUGCUAAGAUAAUGGCUGACAGCAACAACCGUUUGACUUGGGUUGAUGCUUUACCUAUUGCAUUAAUGGCAAUGCGAUCCCAAACUAACCGCAUAACCCAUCUUACUCCACAUGAAAUGCUUACAGGUCGACCAAUGCCACUCCCACAGGUUCGAGGACCCCAGCAGGAGGAGGUUUCCCUGGCACAGCUUGAACGUGAACUGGGGGAUUACCUCAGAUCCUUAACACGCAUUCACAGACUUAUAUUUCAACAGGUGAAAGCUGCCCACAGCCGAGACGAGACACACAUUCCAGCGGACGUCAGAGACGUUCAAGUUGGGGACAGUGUGUUCAUACGAGUCUUUAGACGUCAGUGGAACGAGCCUCGUAGGGAAGGCCCCUAUAAAGUUGUACUUACCACUCCCACUGCCCUGAAAGUUGAAGGUAAGCCCUUCUGGUUCCACAAGAACCACUGCACCAGGCAUCGGCCUCCAGACCCACCUGGACUUGAUCCAGGACCGACGGGCUCUGCGCAUGCUGACAGGGCAGCAGAAAGUCUCCCUCCGCAACACCCCUCCACGAGCUCACAAAUCUUGGAAUCAGAUACUAAUGCCCCCUCUCCGCCGUCCACCUCAGCCGGUCAGAGGCGGUCUGAACGCCUGGCGGCCAGGCGGUCUCCUAUGUCCAGGGACUCUGAGGAUGAUAGUGUUCAUUCUUAUGCUCCCGAUUCGCCUUCUGACUCUGGUGGCACUGAUGAUGAUCCUUCUGCCGCUCAGAGCACUGAUGGGUCUAACCCUGAUCCAUCCGUCGUUCAGACGUUGGACGAACGUGUUUUUUUUGACCCACCAGAUGCUGGUGGAGUCGUGUCACCUUCACAUCCCGCACCUGCACUUUCCCCUUUUUUCCCCUCCCUUUCCUCUUCCUCCUCCGAAGCUGAAGGGCCGCCGAUCGACUCGGUCCCGCCCACUCCAUCGCCGUCUGGGCAUUACCCGCAUGCGUACAACUUUGACUAAUGUUCUUGUUUUGUUAACCCUUUGUGGGUUAACAAGGGGGGAUCUAAUUAAGGUUACUACUAACAACACACACCCACACUUAAUGCGUCAAACACAAACAUGUGCCUUAGCGAUGGUAACACUAGCUACUAACCAAGGGGUAAUCACUAACAAUAAUGAAGAAAGUAAAUCAAUAAUGCAUGUGCAAAGUAUGUUUUAUAAUUAUGUAAUGUCUGAAGAAAUUUUAGGGAAGUCAAUGGGGAAACAUUGGCUUGGACUUCCCCGAAGCGCGGACUGCCAUGGGGAUGGGAUGGUGAUCAUUGAGGUAAGAUGCAAAACAAACAUAUGCCAGGACACAGUAACAAAACAGAUAAUGACAGUAGAAAGAGCGCAUAGCAUGGUGCAAUUAGUGAACAGAAGACUGAAA